This is a messenger RNA of Lotus japonicus, 3005 nucleotides long. RefSeq names its product proline-rich extensin-like protein EPR1. The coding region runs from base 215 to 2806 and encodes 863 amino acids. Lineage: Eukaryota; Viridiplantae; Streptophyta; Magnoliopsida; Fabales; Fabaceae. Gene Ontology annotation, cellular component: plasma membrane. Gene Ontology annotation, molecular function: electron transfer activity. The transcript is spliced from 2 exons. The record is from RefSeq and is a predicted model, not a curated record.
AUGCCAUCACUUCAUUCAUUGCCCUCAUUUUCCACAACAGUCCUCACUCUCAUCUCUUUCACAAUCCUUUGCUGCCUAAUUUUUUUCUUAAGCUUUAUUGUGCAUAUAGCAUCACUAAAUCUCUCUCUCACUCUCUCAAUCUAGCUAGCACUAUAUGUUUAUGUAUAUAACUUAAUUAAGACACAGUCCUAUAACAACUUGCUUCUAUUUUCUAAUGGAGCUUAAGAACAAUAUAUGGUUCUUCUUGUUUCUCUUUAGUCUUUUCUCUGGCUCUCAAGCCUACACAUUCUAUGUUGGUGGAAAAGAUGGAUGGGUUUUGAACCCUUCGGAGAACUACAAUCAAUGGGCUGGAAGGAACAGGUUCCAAGUCAAUGACAAUCUUGUUUUCAAGUACAAAACUGGCUCAGACUCUGUGUUAGUGGUGAACAAGGAGGAUUAUGACAAAUGCAACAAGAAGAACCCGAUCAAGAAGCUUGAGGAUGGUGAAUCUCAGUUCCAAUUUGAUCGAUCGGGUCCUUUUUACUUCAUCAGCGGCAAAGACGAAAAUUGUGAAAAGGGUCAGAAACUGAUCAUUGUGGUGUUGGCAGAGGAACAACAUCAUAAUCCUUAUCCACCUCAUUUGCCAUAUGUUCCAAUUCCUCCCAAAGCUCCUUAUGUUCCGACACCUCCACAUUCUCCUGCUCCUCCCUAUGUUGUUCCUUCACCUCCAAACGUUCCAACUCCUCCACAAACUCCUUCCCCUGUUUAUAGUCCUCCAAAUGUUCCUUCACCUCCACAAACUCCUCAUGCUCCCUAUGUUCCAACCCCUCCAAAAACACCUUCUCCAACUUACAGUCCUCCAAAUGUUCCUUCACCUCCACAAACUCCUCAUGCUCCCUAUGUUCCAACCCCUCCAACUUACAGUCCUCCAAAUGUUCCUUCACCUCCACAAACUCCCCAUACUCCCUAUGUUCCAAUCCCUCCAAAAACACCUUCUCCAACUUACAGUCCUCCAAAUGUUCCUUCACCUCCAAAAACUCCUCAUCCUCCAUAUGUUCCAACUCCUCCACAAAGUCCUUCCCCUGUUUAUAGUCCUCCAAAUGUUCCUUCACCUCCACAAACUCCCCAUACUCCCUAUGUUCCAAUCCCUCCAAAAACACCUUCUCCUGUUUAUAGUCCACCAAAUGUUCCUUCACCUCCACAAACUCCUCAUGCUCCUUACGUUCCAACCCCUCCAAAAACACCUUCUCCUGUUUAUAGUCCUCCAAAUGUUCCUUCACCUCCACAAACUCCUCAUGCUCCCUACGUUCCAACCCCUCCAAAAACACCUUCUCCUGUUUAUAGUCCUCCAAAUGUACCUACUCCUCCAAAAAAUCCUUCACCUAUUCAUUCUCCACCUUAUGUCCCAACUCCUCCAAAAACACCUUCUCCUGUUUAUAGUCCUCCAAAUGUACCAAGUCCUCCAAAAACUCCUUCACCUAGUCAUAAUCCACCCUAUGUUCCAACCCCUCCAAAAACCCCUUCUCCUAGCUACAGUCCUCCUAAUGUACCAAAUCCACCAAAAGCUCCUUCCCCUCGCAGUUACCCUCCACAUACACCAAUUCCUCCAAAAACUCCCUCUCCUAUCUCUCAACCUCCUUAUGUUCCAACACCACCAAAAACUCCUUCACCUGUUUAUAGUCCUCCCAGUAUUCCUACUCCUCCAAAAACUCCUUCCCCUGGCAAUCAACCUCCACAUACACCAAUUCCUCCCAAAACCCCUUCUCCUAGCUAUAGUCCUCCUAAUGUUCCUUCUCCUCCGAAAGCUCCUUCCCCAAACAAUCAUCCUCCAUAUACCCCAACACCUCCAAAAACUCCUUCCCCAACAUCUCAACCACCUUACAUUCCAUUACCUCCUAAAACCCCUUCUCCAAUUUCUCAACCUCCACAUGUCCCAACACCUCCAAGCACUCCUUCCCCAAUAUCUCAACCUCCUUACACUCCAACACCUCCAAAAACCCCUUCUCCCACUUCUCAACCUCCACACACUCCAACACCUCCAAACACUCCUUCCCCAAUAUCUCAGCCUCCAUACACUCCCACACCUCCAAAAACCCCUUCUCCGACUAACCAACCUCCACACAUUCCAUCACCUCCAAACUCUUCUUCCCCAACAUCUCAACCACCAAACACUCCAUCACCUCCAAAAACUCCUUCCCCAACUUCUCAACCUCCAAACACCCAUUCCCCAACAUCUCAGCCACCUUACACUCCUGCACCCAUAAAACCCCCUUCUCCUACUUCCCAACCUCCAUACAUCGCUACACCUCCAAACACACAUUCCCCAACAUCUCAACCACCCAACACUCAAACACCUGCAAACACUCCUUCUCCAUCUUCUCAGCCACCCUAUCUCUCAACUCCACCAAAAUCCAAUUCCCCAACCUCUCAACCCCCAGUAGCACAAACACCUAGAGCUGUAACACCAAUUUCAUCGCCAUCAUCUUCACCAACAUCAAAUUCUCCGUAUCCAUCCACCAACCCACCAUCUCUGGCACCUUCUAUUUCAACUUCACCUCCGGCCCUCACUCCGGCAAGCACUCCGGUUCCGGCCACAGCAUCCCCACCAUCACAGUCCCCAUCGGCAGAAUCCCCUGGGGCGUCCCUUCCGGCAGCGACAACUCCAUCACCGUCGUCCACAACACCGAGGUCGACCCAAACACCGUCGUCGAACAACGAAACGACACCAGCUCAGCGAAAUGGCGCGUCCUCUGCAACUCCAUCAGGGUUAUGGUUUUAUGCCUUUACAAUUUUUGUUACUGUCACUCUCACUACGAUUGUUGGGUAGAAAAUGAGUAUUUAAAUUUUAAUAUGUAUAAUUUUGUAGCUUCAAAAAAUAAUAAUGUAUAAUUUUGUAAACAUUUCUAUUUUUUAAAGGAUAUAUAUAGGAGAUAUUAUUCUCAUAAAUAAUUGUAUGUAUAAGUUUCCUAUUUGAGUUUACACUUUACAAUUUGCCUUGGAAUUGAAUUGGACCAUGAAAUUCUUCA